CCCAGAUACGAAUUCGAAGGGACAAACGGUUCCGUGAUUUUGCUAAGUAGGAAAUGAAAGUUAAAAUCACAAUAGCUUGUUGUCAUUAAAUUGGAUAUUGGAAGUCUGCUUAUUCUCUGAACGGUCUGCUUCAAAUAUGUGCGGUUCAUGCAGAUGUGUGAGGCUCUACAAAAGGUUCAGUAUUCUCAUCACGUUUAACGUCACUUUGGGGUGAUAGUUAUGGACGUCAGUGCCGAUAAAUCACCAUUAAUUCAGCCUGAAGAGACUUCAAACAAAUCCAGUUUUCCUUCUAUUACAGUUAUCAAACCAAAACAUCCAAGACGCUAUAAACUUUUACCAAAAGACAAACUCCGUUUCCCUAAAAAUGAUACUUCAAAUCAGUUUUGGCGUAUAAAUGACUAUACAAAACAUAUGCCUCUUAUCAAUGUAAAUUGUGAUGACGAUAGUGAAGAGUUUGACGGUGCAUUGUUCCAAAAAGUUGCCAAUAAAGGCUUGUGUGAUUAUUUAAAAAAUGAUCGACUGAUUUAUAAUCGAUCAAAUUUAACAAAUACCGAUAACUAUGAUGAUUGGGAUUUGCAUCUUUCAACACCCGUUCAACACAGAACACAAAUUUGUUGUCCAUUCAAUUGUAUAUUAUCAUGAAUUUUAGAAGAUAAUACUUUGAAGAUUCCUUUUUCUUUAAUUUUUUAGUUCUUAUUAUGUGUCAAUAAUAAUAAUAAUGCAUUUUUAAGUGAGUAUUUUCUUGCAUAUAUAGGAUUAAUUUGGGAUUUGUUUGUAACUUUUCCAUUGUGUAUUUUCAUUCUUCUUAUAUUUAACAUAUUUUUUUCGCGCUCUCUAUUUUCAACUGAUUUAAUGCUUUAGUACUUUUUAUCGGUCUUAACAUUUUUUUUAUAUCAACCAACUAACACUGAUAAUAUAUAAAAUUAUAGAGGAUUAAUGUCGUAUCAUUUCUGUUCGUUGCAUAACUAACUUAUAGAAUAAAAUUAAUGAUAUUUUAUACUUAACAAUGUUUUAUGAUUAGUGUAA
This is a messenger RNA of Schistosoma mattheei, 1026 nucleotides long. The record is from the annotation of a GenBank genome assembly. NCBI's taxonomy places the organism in Eukaryota, Metazoa, Platyhelminthes, Trematoda, Strigeidida, Schistosomatidae.